AUGACCUCGCAGCUUAACUCCAUCUUCCAUUCCUUUUCCAACCUCACUCCACAGAGUCAGCGUCUGGCUAUAGCAGCGGCAGCCGGGGUAAUUAUUGGGAUCCCGGUCUUCCGUAUCGCAGCCGAAGACUACCGUGGAUAUAUUGCUCUCGGGCCUGGAGGUGUACCUCACAACCUCAUCGGAUGGAUCGGCCAAAUCCUUCUAAAGCCACUGAAGAAGGAACCUUUUCAUACGAGAUGCUAUGAUGAGAAGUCGUGCGAGGAGGCAGGUCCUAAUGGACAUGUCGCUUUCUUGAGUGAGAAAGAUGUUCCUGUCCGUGAAGCACCGAAGCCAACGAUAGGGAAGUGGACGGCACCAAGUCGGCAGUUGACGGAUAUGGCGAACCAAUCUCUUAUCGAGGGCUACCAGUCAUUCCUGUCAUCUCUAGCAUCAUCGUCCUCGUCAAGGCUCAAGAUCGCAACAUCUCUUGCAGAGCGACGAGGCCCAGCCCUCUUCGUAGCCUCCGAGAAGCCUUCCCAUCCAAUCGCAAAGCGUGCAGGAGGAGAGAUUGGGCAUAUGCAUGGCAGCGAUGGUUCAAUGCAUAUCAACCUGGCUCCAAAGGAUGCAAAGCUUGUUUUGGAGAGAGGCUGGGGUCAGCGUCACCCACUGAGUGGCACUGUUCUGUAUCUGGGUAACGUGAUGGUUUAUGCGCCGAGGAACGAGGAUGAGCUCGAGGUUGUAAAGAGUAUCACACGCGCAGGUGUGAAGUUCAUGCUUGGUGAGGAGUGUUAG
Molecule: messenger RNA, 771 nt
Organism: Fusarium proliferatum ET1
Lineage: Eukaryota; Fungi; Ascomycota; Sordariomycetes; Hypocreales; Nectriaceae
Exons: 2
Coding region: 1-771 (256 amino acids)
Source: RefSeq, a predicted model, not a curated record